CUCAGGUCUGAGUGAAAUAUGAACUUAUCAGUGGGUCCAGGAGCCAACAUGAGUUUUCCUUAUCAGCUCACAUUCAUCAGAGACACGUUCACCACAGCGUUUGUGAAGAACCUGAUCGUGGUUCUUGUCUGGCUCAUCCUCAGUUACAUCAACGGCACCUUGGUCGCCACUUUUUUCAGACACCAGACCUUUUACGAAGACCCUCGCUACAUCCUUUUCAUCCACAUGGUGAUAAAUGACGCCAUCCAGCUGACGGUCACCAUCACGCUGUUUGUUCUGAGCUACAUCUUCUACAAGAUCAACGUCUCUUUCUGCUGCUUCUUCAUCCUGGUGGCAGUCUUCACCACCAGAAACACCCCAGUCAACUUGGCCAGCAUGGCCAUAGAGCGCUACAUAGCUAUCUGUGAACCUCUGCGUCACUCCCAAAUCUGCACAGUGAGAAAAACGCACAUGGUCAUCGGGUUGAUUUGGUUUAUAUGUAUGGCUCCAGAUAUCACGGACUUAUUUGUGACUCUGGCGACCGAGUCCCUGAGCUUCUUUCACGAGUCGGUGUUCUGCCUGCGCCAGAACGUGUUCAAAGACCCGAUCCUUGCGUACAAAAGACAAGCCUUUGACAUCAUCUAUUUCUCCUGCGUGUGUCUGAUUCUAAUCUUCACCUACUUCAGAAUCAUGUUCGUGGCCAGGGCCAUAUCCACAGAGAAGAGGUCCGCCCAUAGAGCCAGGAACACCAUCCUGCUCCACGGUGUCCAGCUGGCCAUGUGCCUGCUCUCCUACAUCUCCCCCAGCGUGGAGCUGGUUCUUCAUCUAAUCUUUCCCGGUAGAAUACUAGAGAUCAGGUUUGCCAACUACCUGAUCGUCUACAUCCUGCCGCGGUUCCUGAGCCCGAUGAUCUACGGCGUCAGAGACAAAAAGUUCAGGAAGUACUUGAGGAUGUACCUCCUGAGCAUCAGGUGCAGGGGGAAACCGCAAAGUGUGACACCGCAGCACCAGCAAAGAAUGUAACUGAUUAUAUAGAAUUAAAGUUUUGACUGAAAAUUUCAUCUCUGU
Messenger RNA from Scophthalmus maximus (turbot), 1047 nucleotides. Its product is annotated as odorant receptor 131-2-like. The transcript is spliced from 3 exons. Gene Ontology annotation, cellular component: membrane. Gene Ontology annotation, molecular function: G protein-coupled receptor activity. Lineage: Eukaryota; Metazoa; Chordata; Actinopteri; Pleuronectiformes; Scophthalmidae. The coding region runs from base 19 to 1002 and encodes 327 amino acids. The record is from RefSeq and is a predicted model, not a curated record. Gene Ontology annotation, biological process: G protein-coupled receptor signaling pathway.